AUGCCAGCGCCCAAGCGUUACACGCACCCAAACGCGCACCCAAACGCGCACCCUCACGCGCACUCUCACGCGCACUCUCACGAGCACUCUCACGCGCACUCUCACGCGCACUCUCAUGCCCUCUCUAACGCGCACUCUCACGUGCUCUCUCACACGCUCUCACGCGCUCUCUCAUGCACUCUCUCACGCGCACUCACGUGCACUCUCACAGCACACUCUCACACGCUCUCUCUCACGCUCUCUCUAGUGCACUCUCACGCACAUUCUCUCUCUCACACACACGCUCUCUCACGCGCUCUCUCACGUGCUCUCUCUCACGCGUUCUCUCACACGCUCUCUCGCGCGCACUCUCGCGCGCACUCUCGCGCGCACUCUCAUGCACACUCUCACGCGCUCUCUAACGCGCAAUCUCACGUGCUCUCUCACGCGCUCUCUCUUGCGCUCUCUCUCGCACUCUCUCUCAUGCACUCUCACGCACAUUCUCUCUCUCUCACACACGCUCUCACGCGCUCUCUCACAUGCUCUCUCUCACGCACUCUCUCACGCGCUCUCUCGCGUGCACUCUCACGCGCACUCUCACGCGCACUCUCACGCAAACUCUCACGCGAACUCUCACGCGCUCUCUCACGCGCACUCUCGCGCGCUCUCUCGCGCUCUCUCUCGCGCGCUCUCUCGCGCUCUCUCGCGCGCUCUCUUUCGCGCUCUCUCUCAUGCACUCUCACGCAUAUUCUCUCUCUCACACACGCUCUCUCACGCGCUCUCUCACGUGCUCUGUCUCACGCGCUCUCUCACGCGCUCUCUCACGUGCUCUCCCUCACGCGCUCUCUCACGCGCUCUCUUGCGCGCACUCUCAUGCGCACUCUCACGCGCUCUCUAACGCGCACUCGCACGUGCUCUCUCACGCGCUCUCUCUCGUGCUCUCUCUCAUGCACCCUCACGCACAUUCUCUCUCACACACACGCUAUCUCACGCGCUCUCUCACGUGCUCUCUCUCACGCGCUCUCUCACGCGCUCUCUCGCGCGCUCUCUCACGUGCACUCUCACGCGCACUCUCACACGCACUAUCACGCGCACUCUCACGCGAACUCUCACGCGAACUCUCACGCGCACUCUCACGCGCACUCUCACGUGCACUCUCGCGAGCUCUCUCACGCGCUCUCUCGGCGCUCUCUCGCGCGCACUCUCACGCACACUCUCACGCGCUCUCUCACGCACACUCUCACGCAAACUCUCACACACAAACUCUCACAUACACUCUCUCACACUCUCACGCGCACUCUCUCUCUCACGCGUUCUCUCACGCGCACUUUCACGUGCACACUCACGCUCUCUCUCACGCGCUCUCUCACGCGCUCUCAUACGCACCCUCACGCUCUCUCUCACGCACUCACACGCGCUAUGCGCUCUCUCACGCGCUCUCUUACGCCCUCUCUCAUGCACUCUCUCACGCGCUCUUUCACACGCACUCUCACGCGCACUCUCACGCGCUCUCUCACACACUCUCAGGCACACUCUCACGCGCUCGCUCUCGGGCACUCUCACGCGCAUUCUCUCUCUCUCACGCGGUCUCUCAUGCGUACUCUCACGCGUACUCUCACGCUCUCUCACGCGCUCUCUCAUACGCAACCUCAUUGCUCUCUCACGCGCUCUCUCACGCGCUCCCUCACGCGCUCUCUCACGCGCUCCCUCACGCGCUCUCUCACGCGCUCUCUCACGCACUCUCUCGCGCGCUCCCUCACGCGCUCCCUCACGCACGCGCUCCCUUAG
Molecule: messenger RNA, 1767 nt
Organism: Closterium sp. NIES-65
Lineage: Eukaryota; Viridiplantae; Streptophyta; Zygnematophyceae; Desmidiales; Closteriaceae
Source: the annotation of a GenBank genome assembly